This is a messenger RNA of Diceros bicornis minor, 3888 nucleotides long. It is a transcript of the gene KCNQ2, whose product is annotated as potassium voltage-gated channel subfamily Q member 2. Gene Ontology annotation, biological process: transmembrane transport; potassium ion transport. Gene Ontology annotation, molecular function: voltage-gated potassium channel activity. The record is from RefSeq and is a predicted model, not a curated record. Lineage: Eukaryota; Metazoa; Chordata; Mammalia; Perissodactyla; Rhinocerotidae. Gene Ontology annotation, cellular component: membrane. The coding region runs from base 95 to 2740 and encodes 881 amino acids. The transcript is spliced from 16 exons.
CGGCUCCCGGGCUGGGGGCCUGGGCUCCGGCCCGCGCCGCCCCCCGCGCGCCGCCCCCGCUGAGCCCGCGCCCGCCGGGGCGCCGCCCGGCACCAUGGUGCAAAAGUCGCGCAACGGCGGCGUGUACCCCGGCCCAAGCGGGGAGAAGAAGCUCAAGGUGGGCUUCGUGGGGCUGGACCCCGGCGCGCCCGACUCCACCCGGGACGGCGCGCUGCUCAUCGCCGGCUCCGAGGCCCCCAAGCGCGGCAGCAUCCUGAGCAAGCCGCGCGCGGGUGGCGCGGGUGCCGGGAAGCCCCCUAAGCGCAACGCCUUCUACCGCAAGCUGCAGAAUUUCCUCUACAACGUGCUGGAGCGGCCGCGCGGCUGGGCGUUCAUCUACCACGCCUACGUGUUCCUGCUGGUCUUCUCCUGCCUUGUGCUGUCAGUGUUCUCCACCAUCAAAGAGUACGAGAAGAGCUCGGAGGGCGCUCUAUACAUCCUGGAAAUCGUGACCAUCGUGGUGUUUGGCGUGGAGUACUUUGUGCGGAUCUGGGCUGCAGGCUGCUGCUGCCGGUACCGAGGCUGGAGGGGGCGGCUCAAGUUUGCCCGGAAGCCCUUCUGUGUGAUCGACAUCAUGGUGCUCAUUGCCUCCAUCGCCGUGCUGGCUGCCGGCUCCCAGGGCAACGUCUUCGCCACGUCUGCGCUCCGGAGCCUGCGGUUCCUGCAGAUCCUGAGGAUGAUCCGCAUGGACCGGCGCGGCGGCACCUGGAAGCUCCUGGGCUCCGUGGUCUACGCCCACAGCAAGGAGCUGGUCACCGCCUGGUACAUCGGCUUCCUCUGCCUCAUCCUGGCCUCGUUCCUGGUGUACUUGGCGGAGAAGGGCGAGAACGACCACUUCGACACCUAUGCCGACGCACUGUGGUGGGGCCUGAUCACCCUGACCACCAUUGGCUACGGGGACAAGUACCCCCAGACCUGGAACGGGAGGCUCCUGGCCGCAACCUUCACCCUCAUCGGUGUCUCUUUCUUUGCUCUUCCUGCAGGCAUCUUGGGGUCUGGCUUUGCCCUGAAGGUUCAAGAGCAGCAUCGGCAGAAGCACUUUGAGAAGAGGCGGAACCCGGCCGCAGGCCUCAUCCAGUCUGCCUGGAGGUUCUACGCCACCAACCUCUCCCGCACAGACCUGCACUCAACGUGGCAGUACUACGAGCGCACGGUCACCGUGCCCAUGUACAGACUGAUCCCGCCACUCAACCAGCUGGAGCUUCUGCGGAACCUCAAGAGUAAAUCUGGACUCACCUUCAGGAAGGAGCCUCAGCCGGAGCCAUCUCCAAGUCAGAAGGUCAGUUUGAAAGAUCGUGUCUUCUCCAGCCCCCGAGGCGUGGCAGCAAAGGUGAAGGGGUCCCCGCAGGCCCAGACCGUCCGGCGGUCGCCCAGUGCUGACCAGAGCCUCGAGGACAGUCCGAGCAAGGUGCCCAAGAGCUGGAGCUUCGGAGACCGCAGCCGCGCGCGGCAGGCCUUCCGGAUCAAGGGCGCCGCGUCACGGCAGAACUCGGAAGAAGCAAGUCUCCCUGGGGAGGACAUCGCGGACGACAACAAGAGCUGUAACUGCGAGUUUGUGACCGAGGACCUGACCCCGGGCCUCAAAGUCAGCAUCCGGGCCGUAUGUGUGAUGCGGUUCCUGGUGUCCAAGCGGAAGUUCAAGGAGAGCCUGCGGCCCUACGACGUGAUGGACGUGAUCGAGCAGUACUCGGCAGGCCACCUGGACAUGUUGUCGCGCAUCAAAAACCUGCAGUCCAGGAUAGAUAUGAUUGUGGGCCCCCCACCCCCUUCAACUCCCCGGCACAAGAAGUACCCCACCAAAGGACCCACGGCCCCUCCGAGAGAGUCACCCCAGUUCUCACCUAGAGUGGACCAGAUCGUGGGGCGCGGCCCGGCGAUAACCGACAAGGACCGCACCAAGGGCCCGGCCGAGGCAGAGCUGCCAGAGGACCCCAGCAUGAUGGGACGGCUGGGGAAGGUGGAGAAGCAGGUCUUGUCCAUGGAGAAGAAGCUGGAUUUCCUGGUGAACAUCUACAUGCAGCGCAUGGGCAUCCCCCCGACGGAGACUGAGGCCUACUUCGGGGCCAAGGAGCCGGAGCCAGCACCGCCGUACCACAGCCCCGAGGACAGCCGGGAGCACGGCGACCGGAAUGGCUGCAUCCUGAAGCUUGUCCGCUCCAGCAGCUCCAUGGGCCAGAAGAAUUUCUCGGCGCCCCCGGCUGUGCCCCCGGCCCAGUGCCCGCCCUCCACAUCCUGGCAGCAGCAGUGCCACCCGCGCCAGGGCCACGGGGCCUCGCCCGUGGGGGACCAUGGCUCCCUGGUGCGCAUCCCGCCGCCGCCCGCCCACGAGCGGUCGCUGUCGGCCUACAGCGGGGGCAACCGGGCCAGCACGGAGUUCCUGAGGCACGAGGACGCACCGGCCUGCAGGCCCCACGAGGGCGCCCUGCGGGACAGCGACACGUCCAUCUCCAUCCCGUCCGUGGACCACGAGGAGCUGGAGCGCUCCUUCAGCGGCUUCAGCAUCUCCCAGUCCAAGGAGAACCUGGACGCGCUCAACAGCUGCUACGCGGCCGUGGCGCCGUGCGCCAAAGUCAGACCUUACAUCGCGGAGGGGGAAUCGGACACGGACUCCGAGCUCUGCACCCCGUGUGGGCCCCCGCCACGCUCCGCCACGGGCGAUGGCCCCUUUGGGGACAUGGGCUGGGCCGGGCCCCGGAAGUGAGGCUGCCCCUGGCCUCUCCCUGACUCCUGGCCUCCCGGGGUCCGAGGUGGGACCUUCCAGGGCCUUUCUUAGAGUAAUGUGGGUGUGGACACCCCUGCGGGGCUGGGGGCAGGCGGGCACAAAAGUUCUUUUUCCAACAAGGGCAGCUGGGCCGGCCGUGCCCACUCUGCAGGCCAUUGGCCUGGGUGUGAGUAGGGGCUAGGGUGGUGGCUGAAGACAGGCUCCUGGGUGCAGGGUGGAAGCGUGGGGUCUGGGACCAGGGCCCGGGUGAGGGUGGCAGCAAGGGGCAGGCCUGUCCCCUGAGGAUGGGCGGCCUUGAGGCCUGGUGGGGAGGGAGCCUGGGCAGGCGGCUGCGGGAGGUGUGGCCGGCCCCUUGGGUGUGGCUUGCGUUUGUCCGUCAGUCCCUGCCCCUGCCGUGUUUGUCCGUCUCUCUGUCUGUCCAUGUGCAUGGCUGAGGCGAUGCCUCCUCACCUUUUGGUGCCUGUCUGGAGAGCUGCGGUCAGCAUCGUCUCCCCCCUCCCCUGGGUUCUGAGUGUCCUGUGAUGGGAGCCGGCCCCAAGUCCAGGACCCUGGCCUGGAGAGGAGGAGGGGCGAGGCCUGGAGACCACACCAGAGCACAAGUGAGUGACCCUUGAACCUCCCAGCCUCAGCUCCACAGGCUCUGGAAGGGGGCCUUUAGGGGCUCUCCCGGCCACAGGAGACCUGGGGGUGGGCACCCCUGUGUCCUCUCUGCUCUGCCCUGGCCGGGCGAAGCUCACUGGGCCACAGCCCGCACUGUGUAGUGACCCGUGUGCAAGGAGCCAUGCUGGGCGGUUGGGGGCACCGCCCUGAGCCAGGCUCACGUUCCAGGGUCCUGGGGCCGGGUGGGUUGUGGUGAGCAGAUUCACACGCCGUCCUUCCCCGGGUGCCUUGCUGCACCUGUCCACAGGACCUAGGGCUGGACGAGGCCAUAACCGCUGAGAAAAGCCUUCAAAGCCCCACCAGGGUUGGGAGAGGCCCUUCUGCCGUCUGGAGACAAAGGUGGCUCUGUCUUGUAGGACGUCUCUCCUGUCUCCUCGGAGCUGACCAUCCCCCACCCGCUCCCCUCCUCUGCCCGGUCCCCCCGGAGCUGACCGUCCCCCACCCACUCUCUUCUGCUGCCCGGUCCC